UCCAAUGUGUGUCUCCGCACAUAGGAAACUUUUUGCAUAUUCCCCGUGCGCAAGUUAGCCUUUUCUCAGUGCGUGUUUAAUCUUCACUGUCUGAUUCCCACCGGGCAACUGUAAAUUUCAUAGGACGCCCUCCAUUUGCACGCCGGGGCCGUGCUGAUGUUUACUGUAUUCGUUGAGAGGGAAGCAGAAGAGAGUGCAUGAGCCACAGAAGGGAUGCUGAGUAGAUAGCUGUGAUUAUUUUGGUAAUUGUUUUUCCUGUAGUCAAUUUAUUUAUUAGAUGUCUUGAGUUUAGACUGGAACUGCAGAUUAUUUUGCGGAGAAGGACCAAUCAGAAGACGGUUGGAUACUUGAGUUUAGACUGGAAUUGCAGCGUCACUGGAGACAGAAACUUGAGGGAGUGAGGAAGGGGACAGAGAAAGAAAAUGGAGGGAGUGAGGAAGGGGUCCACAUAGAUGUUGUGUAUUAGUGUAAUUAGGUGCUUGGGAAGGGUGUGAGAACGGAGGCAGCCAGAAGUGCAUGCCCAUGGUUUCGUGACUUGGCGCAGAGUGAAGCGUGGGGAGAGGGGGAGGUAGGGGAGGGGAGGGAGGAGGAGGAGGAGGAGGAGGAGGAGGAAAGCCGGUCCCGCACGAAUCUGACAUGGCGAUGGCAGAACAGGAAAGGUGGCGUAACUCGAUGCCCCCGUAUGUGCCGCUGGAUGGGCGAGUUAGUUGGGCAGAUAGCUCAGGGAGUGGGGAACGGAGAGGAGGGGGAGGAGGGGGAGGAGGGGGAGGGGGAGGAGAGGGAGGAGGACGAAACAUGGCGAUGGUUGACCGUAUCGAAUCGCGGGGCGUUAGUCAGGACCUCAGAGGUAGCGGGGGGGGGAUACGAGGGGGAGCCUAUGGGUCGGAGAUGACCGCAGGGCUGCCCGGGGUCGGCGUAGCGGGUAGCGUAGUGGGCAGCGCAGCAGCUGCUGCGCCACCGACGGGAAUGCCUAUUGGUACCCCUAUUUUUGGCUCCGUGUUGUAUAGUAGUGGAAUACCGCACCCCCCCCCUGUAAUGGCCCCACCAAGUACGGUGAUGGGGGGGGCAGGGGUAGGUGAAGGUGGUCGAACGUGGACAGGUGGGCUCUGUGAUUGCUGCUUAACCGAAUUAGGCGGCGGUUUUGGAGUUUGCUGCUUCACUUGCUGGUGUUCUUGCAUCACGUUUGGGAAGAUAAUGUCACAAACGGGAUUGGGACGUUGCGGUGCACAGGGCUGCGUCUUCUUCUGGCUGACGUCAGGCAUUUUUCUGAUUUUCUUCCUUAUUGCGACAUUUGUUCCAGGAGUCGGAAAACCACACGACUACAUGGAGUACAAUGACGGCGGUCUUCUUUACACUGUCUUUGUGAUAGUCCUCUGGCAGUUUUUCCCCUUAAAGCUGCUGGGCAUUCUGUUAAUGAUUGGGGGAUUUACCUAUGGAGGCUUCUGGAGACGCCGCAUCCGAAGGAAAUUUGGAAUUGUGGGAUCGGAAUGGAGCCGUUUCAACGAUUAUGCGAUACACAUGUGCUGCUCUGGCUGUGCACUUUGUCAGGAGGAGCGUACAGCUCGGUACAAUCGUUUGAAACAUGGACACUGGCAAGGUCCGGCGUUGCCCCACUUUGUGGGCGAAACUGUUAUGCUUGCUCAAGUAAACCUUCCUCCAUCUGGCCAUUUGAACCAGGGUAUUCCAGUAGCCACGGUGGUGCCACUGUAGCUGCUCCUGCGCGGGAAGGUGCAAAGUCGAGGCUAUUGAUUCAAUAACUACCGUCUUGCACCUGGACAUGACUGCAUCGAGCCACAAAAAAAAAAUAGCUCGUGAACAUUCGUGAUGAGGGUGCAUUGUGUUUUUCGCGGAAGACGGUAGGACUGGUCCCCUGGUCCCCACUCAGUACAAUCUGCAUCGACGUCAUUCCGAUAGCCGCGGCCCCUUCCACAGUGAUAGGUAAAGUAGCUCGUCAACAUAAUCAGCAUGGUGUGCGGACUCCUUUCAGUCCUCUCUCGACUUAUAGUUCUAUUCGGUAGUUCAAAUCGACUGUGGAUCUGCCAUAGCCAUAGCCAUAGCCAUAGCCAUAGCCAUUUGUCGACUGGGCUUGUAUAGUAUCGCAAGACUGCUCUGGAAACUACUGUCUUCACCCGAAUAGAAUGCCCGGUCAUUGGAGCUGUAUUUGGUGCAACUUUUAGUCCAGAUACGGCAAUAAUUACUGGGCGUUCUAUUCGGGUGAAGACGGUAGCCACUUUGGGUUCUUACAUUUUUCACAUCCUCAGCUUCAUGUGGCGUCUAUUAACAGAGCUAUGGCUAUGGCUAUGGCGGAGUUCAGUUAAGAAGCGAGUUCAAAAGAACAGGAGGUUUCAAGGAGCCCAGUGCCGCUGCUGUCGACGCCGGCAAAAUUCCUAGGCCGCUGUUGAUGACCAUGUGCCGCAGCGCCGAUUUGCGGGGCCUUGGCCAACCAGGAGUCUGAUGAAGAUGUGAGUUUCAAUGGCUGUGUCGAUUUGCCGGGCCUCGGCCAAUCAGGAAAUUGAUUAAGCCACCUGCAUCUCUGAAAGUUGCGCUCGUAUACAGAUUGGCUGCGGGGCAGAUGCACAGGCCUGCCUUCUGGACGGAAGGCUGAUUCAGCUUAUUAUCAAAUGAAGAUGUGAGUUUCAAUGGCUGUGUCGAUUGGUUAAAUCAGUCAUUUGCCGGGCCUCGGCCAAUCAGUAAUUUGGUUAGAUUCAUUCUUGACGAACUGUCGCCGUACGGAAGUGAUAGCCUGGAAAGGUUCGAUGGCCGUGUCGAUUUGCCGCCGGGCUUUGGCCAGUCAGGAUUUUUUUUUUUAUUACGCCACCUCCAGUACCUCUGGAAGUUGCACUCGUAUACCCAUUGGCUGCAGGAUGGAUGUACGUGCCUGCCAUCUGAACCAGGUUCAUUUCAUUCUUGACGACGAUCCGUCGCAGUACUGAAGUGUUCGCUGGGAAAGGCACCUUCUUUUUUUCCCAGCUCAAGUGUUUAAGAAAGAUGUAAGUCUUUUUUUUUUUUUUUUUGCAUUAAAAUCUAACCUAGCCAUUCUUUUUUUUAGUGACGUCCUUCUCGAGAGCGUGUAAAUUUGUAAACAGGACUCUCCUGUGACAUAAUGAUGCUACAGUUCUGAGUUUUCAUCUUUUUGAGUGACGUCACUCAGGGAUCUGCUCUGGUUACCAGAAAUGGAAUCGCACGGAGGAAAAUUUUCUUAAAAAAGUUCAAAAAAGUUGAAAUGGAAGAACUGUGCAAGAAGAACUGAGGAAGAAUGUGGAAGAAAUGGAUCGCACGGAGGAUGUGUUAGAAGAACUGUGGAAAAAUUUGCGAAAAAAAGGUAAAAAAAAAUUAAUAAAAAGUUUAAAAAGCG
Molecule: messenger RNA, 3355 nt
Organism: Chara braunii
Lineage: Eukaryota; Viridiplantae; Streptophyta; Charophyceae; Charales; Characeae
Source: the annotation of a GenBank genome assembly